This is a messenger RNA of Aspergillus calidoustus, 1035 nucleotides long. NCBI's taxonomy places the organism in Eukaryota, Fungi, Ascomycota, Eurotiomycetes, Eurotiales, Aspergillaceae. The record is from the annotation of a GenBank genome assembly.
AUGGCGUUCGCAGCAUUUCGCAGCAGUCUCCCCUCACCGACCCGCUUUGUUCGACCGACAAUGACGGUCUCUUCUCAAAUCAGACACCAAACACAGACUCGACAGGUCUCAUUCUCAUCGUACCUCGUCUCCCCUAAGGAGCUGUCAGAAGCUCUCAAGAAGAACCCCGCUACGAAGAUCUCAACAUCCCCUCGCGUGGUACCACUAUGCGCAGCUUGGUUCAUGCCAAACGACCCUGAGAGUCGCACAGGAAUUGAUGUUUUCCGCAAACACCGCAUACCCCAGGCUCGAUUCUUUGACUUGGAUGCCAUCAAAGACACCGAGUCACCUUACCCCCAUAUGCUUCCCACCGCUGAAACAUUCGCCGAGGCGAUGAGCGAGCUCGGAAUCCGACGUGACGACGAAGUUGUGGUUUACGACUCAGAAGAACUCGGCAUCUUCAGUGCUCCCCGCGUAGGCUGGACUCUGAGGGUCUUUGGACAUCCCAAGGUUCACAUCUUGAACAACUACCGGCUGUGGGUGCGCGAGAACUACCCCACGGAGACUGGGGAGCCUCGGCAGCCAGAGAAGACAAACUACCCUGUUCCCACUUACGACUCGAAGCUCGUGAUCCCUUACCUUGAGCUCAAGGAGAUUGCGAAAGAGCACCGCAAAGAAGGCGCAAAGGAGGUGGAGAUCCUGGAUGCACGAUCCCAGGGUCGCUGGGCAGGGACCGACCCUGAACCACGACCUGGUCUGUCUUCGGGCCACAUCCCUGGCUCGAAGAGUCUGCCUUUUCAAGAACUACUAGACCCUGAAACCAAAACAUUUCUUUCCCCGGAUGAGCUUCGCAAAAUCUUCGAAGCCCGGGACCUGGAUGCGACCAAGUCGAUCAUCAGCUCAUGCGGCACUGGUGUGACAGCGACUAUUAUCGAGACAGCUUUGGGACUGGCCGAGUUCGGCGACCCUGCCCUUCGGAGAGUGUACGAUGGAAGCUGGACAGAAUGGGCACAGCGUGUCAAGCCGACAGAUGGCUUGAUCAAGAAAGUCAACUAA